AUGUUGAUCCCGUUCAACCGCUUUGCCGAUAGCGAUAUAUGGUUGGCCUUGGAAGCCUGCCAACUGAAGGAGAUGGUCUCCAAGCGCGAACACGGUCUGAUGACAGAAAUUGAAGAAGGAGGAAAAAAUAUCAGUAAUUGGAUGAAACGCGCAGCUUGUGACUUAGGUGUCGAUCACUAUUGGAAGGUGGAGCGAUACUUAUCCUUGAUGAAGCAACAGCAUCACUUGAUCAUGCGACGCAAACGCUUGUUGAUGCGGUGA
Cooperia oncophora is the source of this 261-nucleotide messenger RNA. The record is from the annotation of a GenBank genome assembly. NCBI's taxonomy places the organism in Eukaryota, Metazoa, Nematoda, Chromadorea, Rhabditida, Trichostrongylidae.